This is a messenger RNA of Lindgomyces ingoldianus, 990 nucleotides long. RefSeq lists its product as uncharacterized. Lineage: Eukaryota; Fungi; Ascomycota; Dothideomycetes; Pleosporales; Lindgomycetaceae. The transcript has 10 exons. The coding region runs from base 1 to 990 and encodes 329 amino acids. The record is from RefSeq and is a predicted model, not a curated record.
AUGAAAAAUAAGAACACUUUGGCAGCUUACAGAUUCAUCAAGAAUAGUCGUGUAGCCGACAGAAGAGUCACCAGACCCGCUUUAAGUCAAGUAGUCAUACCUGGAGGCAUCACUAGCAUAUCCGAAUAUAAUCAUCACCCAUCGAUCUAUCCAUUUAGAACCUUCAAUUUUUCCACGAUUCCUUUGAUCAAAACUGGUUUGGCGACUCAACGUUUUCAUUCAGGUACGCAAACGAUGCUUCUUAAACUAGCGACUUUAUUGGAAAUAUUAUUAGCGAUAUCCAGAGCUUAUCUGGACAAGUAUAUCAAGAGGAUUAGGUUUGGUAUGAGAGCUCGCGAGAGCUGGAGGUCUCAUUCAGACACUAUCCUAGACCUAGACCCUGAAUUCUGCCACAAUGUCUUGGGAUCCUGUAGAAGUAGCAAAGAGGAGAGUUAUGCAUACAAGUUGGGCUAUGACCCUAAGGGCGCAACGUAUCUCACCGAAGAAUCUUUGUACAUAGUGUGUCCGGAAUACAAUCGCAAAACCCAGUGCUUGGUAGAAGCUGCGAUUGAUCUACUGCAAGAGAGGUCCGACUUGCAAAAGACUAAACGAGUUGGAUUUGGCAAAUCAAGAGUCUCAAACUACUGUCAAACACAGGCUGUUGAAGAAAGCUCGAGGCCAAACUUGACACAUCCUAAAAGGAUCUUCAUGAUAUUUUCACCUGGCGCAGUGGCAAGGAGUCUUACUGUAAAUCCCUAUACCCAAGUCAUCUUAUCGUCGUCUGGCUCAGAUAUACCUUUCAUGGCUUUAGGGCAGCCUUCGGGGGGUAUCUCAAACUUCACCCUGAUAUGGCUAACCGCUAUCACCGCAAUCCAGAAGAUUGGCCAGAUUCCGCAAACCCGUCAGGGCUAUGGUUACCAAGGCAAUACCGCAGCUUUCUGUAGCUCAGAUUCAUGCGAGCACUCAUUCAUGAAGGUCCGAACUAUAUCGUUAAAUGGGGAGACCACAUAG